Molecule: messenger RNA, 1638 nt
Organism: Nicotiana attenuata
Lineage: Eukaryota; Viridiplantae; Streptophyta; Magnoliopsida; Solanales; Solanaceae
Exons: 2
Coding region: 1-1638 (545 amino acids)
Source: RefSeq, a predicted model, not a curated record
AUGACAUCAGGAAGUCACCUACCUAUUAUUGAGCCCGAAGAUAGCCCGACAUCGGUUAUCCCACAACCAGAGCCAGCGGCUGCCGAGGAAAAUAGAAGGCUACGGCGCCAUGUGUUAGAAAUGUGGGACGCAUGGUCCAAUGGCAGGGAGCCACCUAGUGCUAUCCCUGGAUUCCCCGAAUUGAUCCCCAGUAUGGGAGGAACUACCAAUGUCCCUAUCCCACUAACCAACCCAUUCAUCCCAUUUGGGUACCCCACCAUGUUGGCUAAUUUCACCGGUACGCCUUCUGAGGUUCGCCCCCAGGCACCGUUUUCAGGAAUAGCAUCUACAGUGUUCACACCACCGCCAGCCUCUACUAUGGCGCAACCAACACUACCUCGACAAAGCUUUGAACCAUCAACUUUCACUUUCCAAACACCCCAAUUUCAAUUGGACUCCGCUCGGGUUACCUCAAAUUCCUAUCCUCAGCACCCACAAUGUGAGUCUCCCAUAGAACAUGAGAAAGCCGUGAGGAAUCCUGAACAAGAAGAGAUAGCACAAAAAAUGAAAAGUAUCGAGAAAAGCCUCAAGAAUAUGCAGGGCCUGAGUGGCCACAAGAGCAUUUCCAAUGCUGAUCUAUGCAUGUUCCCUCACCUGAGAGGUGCUGGUGGAAAAGAGGAGCUACUAAUGGCUUAUUUCGGAGAAAGCCUUGCUGGAAUUGCUUCUGAGUGGUAUACGGACCAAGAUAUCUCCCAUUGGCACAUAUGGGACGACCUGGCCCAGGAUUUUGUAAGGCAGUUUCAAUAUAAUGUGGACAUUGCUCCCGACAGGAAUACUUUGACCAACUUCAAAAAGAAAGCCUCGAAAAGUUUCCGGGAAUACGCUAUCAAAUGGCGUGAACAAGUGGCCAGGGUAAAACCACCGAUGGAUGAGGCCGAGAUGGUCAAUGUCUUCUUACAGGCCCAAGAGGCCGAUUAUUUUCAAAACAUGAUGUCUGCCAUGGGCAAAUCGUUCGCGGAGGCCAUAAAGAUUGGAGAAAUGGUAGAAAACAGCCUGAAAACAGGCCGCAUCAUAAGUCAAUCAGCUAUAAGAGCCACUUCCCAAGCCAUCCAGAGCGGCUCGGGAGGUUUAGCAAACCGGAAGAAGAAAGAAGAAGGAGCCAUGAUGGCUUCAAGAUUGAGAAACUCUCAUCAACCCCGGGAUUACUUUAGUCCCUCUUCCAGGAUCCCGCAGCAUUACUACCCCCACCAGGAUGCAGCAUAUGCUAUGGCCCCGCAUCCUUUUGCGGUAAUGAACAACCAACCAUACGCACAGCAACAUCAACAUUAUAACCAAAACAGAGCUCCACCUCCAAGAGAUAACCCUCCUAGCCAAGCUCCGUAUAAUCCUCACCCACCACAGAACAAUUACCAAUAUAACACACGCCCUCGUGAACCACCCAAGAAGGCUGACUUCACCCCUAUUGGUGAGUCUUAUUCCAGCCUAUUCCCGAAGUUAGUCCAAAUGGGUUUGUUGCAGCCUGUACCUCUAAACAGACAGAAUUCGGAAUCUCCAUCUUACCGACCAGGUACCAGGUGCGCUUAUCACUCAGGGGCGGAAGGGUAUGACACUGAAGAUUGUUGGACCCUUACAAGAGCGAUCGAGAAUCUGAUAGAAUAG